AUGAUCCACCGCGAAGUAGCCGAUGGUCUAGAGCGUCUUUGGAACGUAAGAGUAAACUGCAUAUGGGAAGCCGAUGAAAGUAGUCGCCAUGGAGAGGUUUAUAUAUUCGACCAUGUAUUUAAUCAGGAAUGUACAAAUUCAGAUGUAUAUGGAUCUGUAGUAAAACCUUUAGUCGAUUCCUUCAUGGAAGGUUUCAAUGCCACAAUAUUUGCAUAUGGCCAAACAUCUUCUGGCAAAACACACACCAUUUUGGGCAAUAAAACAGAUCCUGGGCUUUUCCAAUUAGUAUCCAAUCAGUUAUUCCAGCAUGUGGCAGACCAGGUUGAUAAGAGGUACUUGAUUAGAUGCAGUUAUAUUGAAAUCUACAAUGAAAAGAUCAAUGACCUCCUGGAUAAGAGCAAUCAGGGUUUAACUAGAGAAGAUAUCAAAGGAAAUGUGCUGCUUGAUGCAAGGGAAGCUGUCGUAGACAAUGUUGAUAAAGUUAUGGAGAACAUGAUGCAGGGCAAUAAGAUCAGACGAGUUGCAGCUACUCGCAUGAAUGAGAGGUCAUCUCGAUCACACACGAUUUUCCGGAUUAUUCUGGAGUCGAAAGAUGCCAAUCAGAAAGAUGGACCUGUACAUAUAAGCUACCUUAACUUAAUGGACUUAGCUGGUUCUGAGAGAGUUUCUCUGACGAAAGCUGCUGGUGAGCGUCUUAAAGAGGGGGCUAACAUAAACAAAUCUUUGUCAGUAUUAGGAAAUGUGAUAAGGCAACUAAGCGAGGGGAAGGAGUUUAUCAGUUAUCGCGAUUCGAAAUUGACUAGACUGCUCUCACAGGCUCUUGGCGGUAAUGCCAAAUCAUUGAUUAUCGGGAAUAUCAGACCAAUGAUCCACCCCGAAGUAGCCGAUGGUCUAGAGCGUCUUUGGAACGUAAGAGCAAACUGCAUAUGGGAAGCCGAUGAAAGUAGUCGCCAUGGAGAGGUUUAUAUAUUCGACCAUGAAUGUACAAAUUCAGAUGUAUAUGGAUCUGUAGUAAAACCUUUAGUCGUUUCCUUCAUGGAAGGUUUCAAUGCCACAAUAUUUGCAUAUGGCCAAACAUCUUCUGGCAAAACACACACCAUUUUGGGCAAUGAAACAGAUCCUGGGCUUUUCCAAUUAGUAUCCAAUCAGUUAUUCCAGCAUGUGGCAGACCAGGUUGAUAAGAGGUACUUGAUCAGAUGCAGUUAUAUUGAAAUCUACAAUGAAAAGAUCAAUGACCUCCUGGAUAAGAGCAAUCAGGGUUUAACUUUAAGAGAAGAUAUCAAAGGAAAUGUGCUGCUUGAUGCAAGGGAACCUGUCGUAGACAAUGUUGAUAAAGUUAUGGAGAACAUGAUGCAGGGCAAUAAGAUCAGACGAGUUGCAGCUACUCGCAUGAAUGAGAGGUCAUCUCGAUCACACACGAUUUUCCGGAUUAUUCUGGAGUCGAAAGAUGCCAAUCAGAAAGAUGGACCUGUACAUAUAAGCUACCUUAACUUAAUGGACUUAGCUGGUUCUGAGAGAGUUUCUCUGACGAAAGCUGCUGGAAAUGUGAUAAGGCAACUAAGCGAGGGGAAGGAGUUUAUCAGUUAUCGCGAUUCGAAAUUGACUAGACUGCUCUCACAGGCUCUUGGCGGUAAUGCCAAAUCAUUGAUUAUCGGAAAUGAAUGUACAAAUUCAGAUGUAUAUGGAUCUGUAGUAAAACCUUUAGUCGAUUCCUUCAUGGAAGGUUUCAAUGCCACAAUAUUUGCAUAUGGCCAAACAUCUUCUGGCAAAACACACACCAUUUUGGGCAAUAAAACAGAUCCUGGGCUUUUCCAAUUAGUAUCCAAUCAGUUAUUCCAGCAUGUGGCAGACCAGGUUGAUAAGAGGUACUUGAUUAGAUGCAGUUAUAUUGAAAUCUACAAUGAAAAGAUCAAUGACCUCCUGGAUAAGAGCAAUCAGGGUUUAACUAUGAGAAGAUAUCAAAGGAAAUGUGCUGCUUGA
Messenger RNA from Acanthoscelides obtectus, 1980 nucleotides. NCBI's taxonomy places the organism in Eukaryota, Metazoa, Arthropoda, Insecta, Coleoptera, Chrysomelidae. The record is from the annotation of a GenBank genome assembly.